Molecule: messenger RNA, 3448 nt
Organism: Nothoprocta perdicaria
Lineage: Eukaryota; Metazoa; Chordata; Aves; Tinamiformes; Tinamidae
Gene: ZNF704
Product: zinc finger protein 704
Exons: 8
Coding region: 22-1260 (412 amino acids)
Biological process (GO): regulation of transcription by RNA polymerase II
Cellular component (GO): nucleus
Molecular function (GO): RNA polymerase II cis-regulatory region sequence-specific DNA binding; DNA-binding transcription factor activity
Source: RefSeq, a predicted model, not a curated record
GCAGCCAGCAUCAGACGUGAAAUGACCUUCCCUGCAUAUCAACAGGAGGACGUAAAAACUGAUAUCAGUCAAAAACUGCCAGACCCACAGUUUCUCCUGUUUGCCACAAAGGAGGGAGAUUUAAAAACAGCAGAGACCAAAAAAACAAGCAGAGUUCAUGAGUAUGAAAAGGAAAACACUCGCUCUAUUUGUCUUCUUGAACAGAAGCGUAAGGUGGUUUCUUCAAAUAUUGAUGUGCCUCCAGCAAGAAAAUCUUCAGAAGAACUGGACAUGGAUAAAGUAACAGCAGCCAUGGUACUAACCAGUUUAUCCACCAGCCCUUUGGUUCGCAGCCCUCCUGUCCGACCCAAUGAAUCCCUAAAUGGAUCUUGGAAAGAAGGAGGAUUUGUGCCUUCUAGCACCAGCAGUAGUGGAUACUGGAGCUGGAACGCUCCCAGUGAUCAGUCCAACCCAUCUACCCCAUCUCCGCCUCUGUCAGCUGAUAGCUUCAGAGCUUUCCGAACACCUUCCCAGCCCGACGACGGCAUCGAUGAAGCCGAAACAAGCAACCUUCUCUUUGAUGAACCCAUUCCUAGGAAGAGAAAGAACUCCAUGAAGGUGAUGUUCAAAUGCCUGUGGAAGAACUGUGGAAAGGUGCUGAGCACRGCUGCAGGGAUUCAGAAACACAUACGGACCAUUCACCUUGGACGUGUAGGGGAGUCUGACUACAGCGAUGGAGAGGAGGAUUUUUACUAUACAGAAAUCAGGCUCAACACGGACUCGGUAGCUGAUGGCUUAAGCAGUCUUUCUCCAGUCUCUUCAUCUUUAGCAUCUCCUCCUUCCUUUCCCACCCAAGAUGCAAUCCGUCCCGAAACACCCUGUGCCAAAACGGAGACUAAAUUGAUGACACCUCUGAGCCGCUCAGCUCCUACCAACCUCUACCUCGUACACACGGACCACGCUUACCAGGCCACUCCUCCGGUGAACAUUCCAGGGUCAACAAAAUUCACUCCUAAUGGCAGUAGUUUUAGCAUCUCUUGGCAGUCGCCUCCAGUCACCUUCACCGGCAUUCCGGUCUCACCAACUCAUAACCGUCCUGCAGGGAGUGGAGAGCAGAAACAGGCCCACACAGUUCUCUCAUCGCCGCCUAGAGUAGCGUUUGGCUUGAGGAAGCCUAGAGGGGAGGGGAAAAAAUGUCGGAAGGUCUAUGGGAUGGAGAACAGAGAUAUGUGGUGCACUGCCUGCCGGUGGAAGAAGGCCUGCCAGAGGUUCAUCGACUAGAGACUGGCGUCGUGCCCAGGAGCUGGGGCUGCGGCAGGAGCAGCUUUUGCUGCRUCGCUUCCCGCUUGCCCGCCCGGGAUGCACUGUUUGCUUUGGGUUUUUAUUUUUGGAAGAGCUUUGCAUUUCAAAGUGAAGCACUUGUAGCCAAGGAGAUGCACUAAUGAAAACCUGUGUGGAGCAAUAGAGCAAAAAAUAAUUUUAAAAAAAGACCAACAAAACGAAGAACAUGCAACAAAAUUCUGUCUUACUAAGUAUUGAAACCAGAGCAGCUGUUAGUGUUUUUCUGUAAAAGAAAGGAAAAAGUUAAUUUUUUUGCUAACUCUCUGAACUACUUGCUCCUUCAGACCCCUUUUUAACCAUUUCAGUCUCUGUGUUGUGAACGUCUGUAUUAGCUAAACUGAACAAUUUUUCUUUUCCUGGACAAAGAAACGAAGAUUUUUUUUUUUUUUGAAAGCUUUCUAAUAAACACUUCAAAGUCAUAUAAGCUACAGUUUACUCAACAAAAGCUGUACCAAGACUGGAGCCUGCUAACCAGUUCUCCUAAUAUGAAUGAUCAUGGUCAUACGGUAUUUUUGGAAGGGGGAUGUGGGGAGGAGUUGCCUUUUUCUUUGUUUGUUUGUAGGACGAAAGUCUGAAUUCACAAGAAGGACAAACAAUGUUCCUGGAAUAUUUUUAAACCAGAUACAGACUGGUCGAGUGGAACAAAGUCAUUUAAGUACCAAAUUGGAUUUUGRUUCCCUAGAGGAAGAAGAGCGGCCAUGGAAAGUCACCAGCAGGUGUUGUCACAAUGGAAGAUGAGGGAAGAAAUUCACUGAUCCUUGAUUGAAACCCAUAAGAAUACMAUUGGGGUCCAGUAGCUUUCCUUACCACUGCCCCCUUUUCUAGGAAGGAUUAACAAUUGGACCAGCAGAAUUCUUGCUAUUGCUGCAGGAGCCCUGUAAAGAACUGGUAAACGCAGCCAUUAGGAUUAUAAGAAAGGUUUGUUCAGGGAUGUGGUCCAGCCAGCAGUUCUGCUCUUGUUUCCUUGUCUCCYGUUCRAGAGAAUGUUGUUAAAUUGAUGGUUUCCUCAGUUGUGUGGGGUUUUUUUUUUCAUUAAAGUUCCUAACAUCUAUUACGUACAAAAAAUUACUAGAGAGAAGAAAGUGCCCCCUUUCCACAASAUGAUCCCAAAAAGAGAAGUACAGCAGCAGAGGAGCAACAUAUUUAUGGUAAAACUACAUUCCUAAGCUCAUUUUGGUGUCUGAAUUAAUAUGUUUUUAUACUGGCAGUACUUGGAUAGGUUUGGAUACUUUGUAUGUUUGUCCAAUAGAAAAUCUGUACCUGGAUGCAGGAAGCCACUAUUCUCUUCCAGCUGAUACAGAAUUCCCAUUAAUUGUUGUUUUAGUGGAAAAGUAAGACAAGAAUUUCUUAAGAUAUGAAURUAUCCCACUGAACAAUCCCUGUUCGUUAAACAAAACAAGGCACCCAAGAAAACCACCUCAAAGUUUCAGAGGCAUGCAGGCCCACUGAUUUCUGGAUUUCUUUUUCAURCCAUCUGAAAUCAGGCCAGAUUUUAGGUAUUUCUUUUUUUAUUAUGUAAGCUGCCUAAUCCUCACAGAAAUAAGGAGACUUUAAUUAUCUAAACAGCUUCGUAAAAUCUGGUCCAAAGUUCCCUUAGCUUUACUGAGUGUGCAUUGCUGCUUGUGCCUGUGAAGCAAGCCCAAAAUGAUGAAGCAGUCAUUAGAACAUGUGCUAUGAAACUGAAAGUGCUAAGCAGUACACUAUAUCGUAGGAGCUUCCAAAGGAUAUCAUCUUUUAUUUUUCUUCUUUUUGAACAGCUURAUUGGGCAAUCAGACGCCUAAUUUGAGCGUGCUGGUCUGGUGGUUCACAAAUUGUGCCAUUUACAUGCCCGAGUGGCAGGAUGUGCUUGCAUGCACCCAGGUACUUGAUUUUGUGCCCAGUUGUGUUAAGUCAUGGGAAAGCGAAAAAGAGAAAGAAAAUAGACUCUGAAAUCCAGUAAGGCCCUGGAAUAUAUAUACACAUGUAUGUGUGUAUAGAAAAUAUCUGGGGUUAACAGGGAAGAGAAAAUGGUUUUGUUUGUAACUAUAAAAGAAGCUAAACUUUGGCUAUUUAUGUAGCCAUUGCUUUAUUACCUUUCCUUUUAGUAAAAUGUGGGGUUUUCUUUGCAUGUUUUAUUAUUUUGAUUUC